GGCGCGCGCAGAGAGCCGGCGUGCGGCGGGCACCGCCACCGCCCCGGCCCGCUCCGCUCCCGGCCAAGCCGCCGCUCCGCCGCCAUGCCCGGCUCUAUCUACCAGCCCGAGGGCGGACAGCCCGCCCGCGGCCCGCCGCGCUGCCUGGCGCUGCUCAGCCCGCCGCCGCCGCCCGCCGGGCAGGAGCCGCCGCCGGAGCCCGAGCCCGGGCGGGAGCGGGAGGGGCCGCCGCCGCCGGCGGCGGCGGCGCAGGACGAAGCCGCCGCCCUGAGGUUCGCCCUGGACCAGCUCUCGCUGCUGGGGCUGGAGGAGGCGGGCGAGCGCGGGCUGCGGGCGGCGGAGGCGGGCGGCGCGGGGCCGGAGGAGCCGGAGGCGGCGGCGGCGGCGGGAGGCGCGGGGCCGGGCGGCCUGCAGGCGCGGGAGCGCGGUGGUGGCGGCGGUUCCCCCCCGCCGCCGGCGCCGCCGCCGCCGCCGCCUCCUCCUCCUCCCCCCCCGGCCGCCUUCGGUAACUUCGCCCCGCACCUGGCGCCGCCCGCCGCGCUGCUGGCCGAGCCGCUGGGCGCGCUGGGGAGCAGGAAGAAGAGCGUGAACAUGACCGAGUGCGUGCCCGUGCCCAGCUCCGAGCACGUCGCCGAGAUCGUGGGCCGGCAAGGCUGCAAAAUCAAAGCCCUACGCGCCAAGACCAACACGUACAUCAAAACGCCGGUCAGGGGCGAAGAGCCUGUUUUCAUUGUGACUGGGAGGAAGGAGGACGUGGAGAUGGCGAAAAGGGAGAUCCUCUCGGCCGCCGAGCACUUCUCCAUGAUCCGGGCGACGCGCAACAAAGUGAACGGGCUGACGGGAGCGAUGCAGGGGCCCCCCAACCUGCCGGGACAGACCACCAUCCAGGUCAGGGUCCCAUACCGUGUGGUGGGGCUGGUGGUGGGGCCCAAGGGAGCCACCAUCAAGCGGAUCCAGCAGCAGACGCACACCUACAUCGUGACACCCAGCCGGGACAAGGAGCCUGUCUUCGAGGUGACGGGCAUGCCCGAGAACGUGGACCGGGCUAGGGAGGAGAUCGAGGCGCACAUCACCAUGCGGACAGGCUCCUUCAUCGACGUCAAUGCCGACAACGACUUCCACUCCAACGGCACCGACGUCUGCCUCGACCUGCAAGGCAGCACGGCCAGCCUGUGGGCCAAGGCCCCCCACCCUGCCCGCCGCCCCUCGGCCGCCCUCCGCAACGACAGCCUCAGCUCCCUGGGCAGCACCUCCACCGAGUCCUACUACAGCGGGCGGGUGGCGGACGCCAGCCCCACCAGCCCCUACAGCACCAGCAGCGGCUUCACCUUCAGCGAGCCCCCGGCCCCGCUGGGCUCGGAGGAGUGCGACUUCGGCUUCGACUUCUUGGCCCUCGACCUCACGACACCCACCACCAUCUGGUCGCCCUUCGAGCGCUCGGGCAACCCCUUGCAAGCCUUCAGCAGCUGCUCCUCCAUCAACAGCUCGCAGAGACGCAACAGCGGCACGGCCACGCCGCGCCACUCGCCCACCCUCCCCGAGAGCGGCGGCGUGGCCCUGGACCACCCCUUAGCGCGCCGCAUCCAGAGCGACCCCGUCAGCACCUUGUCCUGGCUGCCCACCCAAGGCUCGCUGUCCUCCUUCUCCAACAGUACCGGCUACUCCUCCUCCUCCUCCCUGCCCGGCAGCAUCUCCGCCGCCUCGGGCUCGCCCACCGACUCCAGCAGCUCCGACGGGCACCGCAAGAGCUCCCGCGAGUGCAUGGUGUGUUUCGAGAGCGAGGUGAUCGCCGCCUUGGUGCCCUGCGGCCACAACCUCUUCUGCAUGGAGUGUGCCAUGCGCAUCUGCGGCAAAGCCGAGCCCGAGUGUCCCGCUUGCCACACUCCCGCCACGCAAGCCAUCCACAUCUUCUCCUAGCCGGGUCCAGCUCGCCAGGGCGGCCAGCCCUCCCCUCCACCCCAACACAACUUUUUAAGGACUUUAAACUGUUUAAAUCAACCUUUUUAUUUAAUAACGGAUCCGAUGGGCGCACGGGGUGGGGGGGGGAAGGAGAGGCUGCUGCUUGCUGGCUGGAGAGGCGGAGAGGGCAGGACGGCGGGGCGGGAGGGUGGCCGAAAUACAGGGGGUCGGGAGGGGUGGGGAAGAAGGGGCUGACGAAGACAACGAGGAAGAGGGGUGUGAGACUGCAGAGAGGAAGAAACUCCAAUGUUUACAGAAUAGCUUUAACUCUUCACCCAGCUGUGGCGGCUGGGAGGAGGAAGCCCAGCUGUUCUUCAACAGUCCUUCCCAAAUAACAGUAUUCAGUUUGCAAAGUUAAAUAAACAGAAAGAAAAGGUCCGGUUGCACUUUUUAUUUUAGGACACACAAGGGUUGUCUUUUAUUUUUUUAAAAUCAUUCUAUUAUUAUUAUUAUAAUUUUUUUGUUGUCGUUCUUUUUGUAUGUAGUUAUUUUUUUGGAUGAUUCUUGACGGUUCUAUAAAUAUAUAUAUAUAUUUUUUUUUGUAACGCAGGUCUAUCUUCUAUUUUGCCAAUGUGAAAACUGCCCAAAAACGUGUGACGAGAGGUUGGGGGUCCUGGCUGGAGGGGCCGGGCCGGGCAGGGGAGCUCACGGGAUGGAGGGGGCACAGUUAACACACCAUGUCGCAAAACCCAGACAGAUUUCUAUCACCUUUUUAUUUUGUGGUUGGUUUUGUUGGGUUUUUUUUUUUUUAGUUUUAUUUUUUUAUUUUUUACCUCUUUAUGUAUAUGUAGGGAAUUUAUAGGAAAAUAUGUACUUUAUUGAAUAAAUUUUAAAAACUAAAAUAUAUUUUAUUUUAAAAAGAAAAUAACGGACCUUUAACCUUACAUGGCUAAAGUACUGAUUAUAUAUUUGCUGAGCUGACUUGACGGUUAUGAAAAUUGUAUCAAGAGUUUUAUUUUUUGACUUCAAAGCCUUCUUAAUAAAGACUUUUUACUAUAUAUGAA
Harpia harpyja (harpy eagle) is the source of this 2963-nucleotide messenger RNA. It is a transcript of the gene MEX3D, whose product is annotated as mex-3 RNA binding family member D. The record is from RefSeq and is a predicted model, not a curated record. Gene Ontology annotation, molecular function: RNA binding. NCBI's taxonomy places the organism in Eukaryota, Metazoa, Chordata, Aves, Accipitriformes, Accipitridae.